GUCUGGGGUGAGCGCGAUUCACCCGGUGUAUGUAUAUCUCUAUUGCUUGUGUGGAUGUAUAAUAUGCAUGGUGGAUGAUUGUGGCUAUAGUUUAUUUGAUUAUAAUACGGCCUGCGUGUCGUGCCUUAUCUCUUAAACUCUUGUUGUAAAUCUAUUUCUCUCUCUUACCUCAACCGAGGAUUCUUUUCUCACGUGGUGGUUAGAAGACGAAAAGAUUUGAUGACCAUUUGGAGAAAUCUAAAAGAAUGGAGAUAGCCCGAAGUUCAAAUGCCCGGAAGCCAGUGGGAGCUAUCGUUUUAUUUUUCUUUUAGGGGCCACAAUCAUUACACGUUUAUUUACUGCGUUUUGUGAAUGCAUGUUGAAUGUAUGUUGAACGCUAGUAAUGGACAUGUGCGCGGCCAUGUCGAUAGGUGAGAUCAAAAUUAUAAAUCCCUCACGAAUAUUAAGUCUGUUGCCUUCUGACGUCCGGCACCUAUCCGGCUAAUGUGCACUGUCAUGUACUCAGCCUCAGCAGAGCAUAGUACGGUGUAUGUUAAGCUGGUUACGGGAACCGCCAUAGCGUGGUCGCUGUUGCACGUUGGGUUAGACUUAACUGAGUCUCGGUCAAAUGGAUGGACGACUCAGAGGCAGUAAGUUGGGGUCAUCAAUGACAAGUCGGAUGAUUUUACUCACUCAUCCAGCCAGGAGUUGGAUCUUUAUGAUUUAAUUGGAACUCUGUUCCUAACCAAAGUAGUCUGCUUGUAAGACGUGCCUCAGCCAAUUACAAACCAAGAGCUGAGAGCCCGGCUCAUCAGUUGGAACUAUGUUCCUACCUAAAUAGUUGUCUUGUGGAGUAACGCCCAAGCGGAACGCAAGAUAAUGAAAUAUGGAUCUUGGCCCACUAGAGGUUUCGCCGGAAAUCUCCGAAUCAAUAUCGAGGGUUAUUGAUUUGUUAAAAAUAGUGGGAGAUAAUUAAUUAAAGGCCUAAUUAAUUAUUAAACAUGAUAGAUAACCUAGUUUGCAAAAUUUUCUGUAGAUGGCAAACAACAACAACCCUUUCAACCUGCGUUACAUCCUGGAAAACAACAAGUUAUCCGGGACCAACUUUCUUGACUGAGAGAUGAACCUCCGGAUCGUUCUUGACUGUGAGAGGAAACUCUACAUCCUCGAAACGGAUCCUCCCAAGACCCCUGAUGCUGAUGCUUGUGUGUUCGAACUCACUUCCUACAAGAAGUAUGAGGACGACGCGCGAGAUGUAAAGUGUAUCAUUAUGGCCAGUAUGACCGCGGAGCUCCAAAGGCUCCACGCGGACAUGGAAGUGCGUCCUAUGAUACAAUGCUUAAGAGACCUUUACCAGGGUCAGCCCAAAAACUCAGGAGUUUACGUUAUCGAAGUCAAUAUGUCUGAUAUCACCUCUUGGGUGAUGGAUACUGGAUGUGGUUCUCACAUCUGUACUUCUAUGCAGAACUUGCAUGAAUGUAGACAAUUGACGGAGGGAGAGAUACAACUAAAAGUCGGCAAUGGCGCACUCGUCUAUGCAUUGGCCGUCGGAACCUAUAGUUUAUCUGUACCUAGUGGUCUUAUAUUGCAUUUGAAUAAUUGUCUGUUUGUACCUAGUAUGAGCAAAAACAUCAUUUCUGUAUCCUGCCUUGACAAAGCAGGAUUUUCGUUCGUUGUAAAAGACAAAACUCUUUCUGUCUUUAGAAAUGAUAUAUUUUAUGCAAGUGCAAAAAUGACCAACGGUCUCUAUGUCCUUGACAUGGAUACCGCAAUAUAUAACGUAGAUGUUAAGAGAAACAAACCUAACAGUUUGAAUCUCGCGUACCUUUGGCAUUGUCGUUUGGGCCACAUUAACGAGAAACGCAUAUCUAAGUUACAUCGUUUUGGUGUACUUGAUUCAUUUGACUUCCAGUCAUAUGAUGUAUGUAAAUCUUGUUUACUUGGUAAAAUGACAAAGGCUCCAUUCACCGCUUAUGCAAAACGUCUCAUGACGUCUAGUAAGUUGGAGCCUAAAUCUGAUAAAGUAAUUUUUGUGGGAUACCCCAAGGAAACUAGAGGGUAUGAGUUCUAUCAUCCAUCCGAUAACAAAAUUUUCGUUGCUCGGAAUGGAACCUUCCUUGAGAAGGAGUUUCUUUCUGCUAUCACUAGUGGGAGAAAGGUAGACCUCGAAGAAAUUCGAGAACCACAAGAAGAAGUCCCGAUAGUAGAGAGAAAUAUUAGUUUGGUUUCAUUAAUAUCAUUUUGUGUAUAGAAAAUAUCUAUAAUAUUUUCUAAAUAUUAUUAGAAAUAUUUUCUAUAGAAAUAUACAAGAUUAUUAUUAUCCCAAAUUUUAAUCUUUAUAUUUUAUACUACUAUAAUCUUUACUAGCAUAAAGGUUGUGGUAGACU
Cuscuta campestris is the source of this 2366-nucleotide messenger RNA. Lineage: Eukaryota; Viridiplantae; Streptophyta; Magnoliopsida; Solanales; Convolvulaceae. The record is from the annotation of a GenBank genome assembly.